Parastagonospora nodorum SN15 is the source of this 1317-nucleotide messenger RNA. RefSeq lists its product as hypothetical. The coding region runs from base 1 to 1317 and encodes 438 amino acids. NCBI's taxonomy places the organism in Eukaryota, Fungi, Ascomycota, Dothideomycetes, Pleosporales, Phaeosphaeriaceae. Gene Ontology annotation, cellular component: cytoplasm. Gene Ontology annotation, molecular function: sphingomyelin phosphodiesterase activity. The record is from RefSeq and is a predicted model, not a curated record. The transcript is spliced from 4 exons.
AUGCGGGCCUCUCUCUUGUUAUCUCUUCCCUUCGUGGGCAUUGCCCUUGCGCAAACUUCGGGCAAAUUCACCACCAUCACCUUCAAUGUUGCUGGUCUGCCUCCGGUGCUCAAUGGAAACGAGAUUCCUGGUGACAAGACCACUAAUACAGCUCGUAUUGGUGAGCUCCUCACUCAGUACAACAUCUCUCUCGUCCACGUGCAGGAAGACUUUAACUUCCAUGCCACACUAUACGCCAACGACAAGCAUCCAUACCGCACACCCACCAGUGGAGGUGUUCCCUUUGGCUCUGGUCUGAACUCACUGAGCAACUUCCCCUACACUGCUUUUGAACGCGUCAAAUGGGGAACAUGCAGCACUUUCGAUUCGGCCGAUUGCCUCACACCCAAGGGCUUCACAUUCAUGCGCUUGCAGGUCGCCCCUGGCGUCUCUUUUGAUGCAUACAACCUUCACGCUGAUGCUGGAACCACUGCCGCUGACCUGAAAGCCCGUGCGGCUAAUUUGCGCCAAGUAAGCGACUACAUCAAGGCCAACUCUCAAGGCAAUGCUGUCGUUGUUUUCGGCGACACAAACACCCGCUACACUCGUGGUCCUGAUGAUAUUCCUGGUAUCUUCGCUCAGGAGAACGGCAUGAAAGACGUCUGGGUCGAACUCGCCAAGAAUGGCGUUCCUCCCGCCGGCGGCGCUGAGGCUCUUCUCUGCGACAACCCCAGCAAGUCAACUGCCUGUGAAACGGUUGACAAGGUUUUCUACCGCGGCUCAUCCGCCGUGACUAUCCAAGCUAACAGCUUCGAUUACGCUGGAGACAUGUUCCUACAGGCUGACGGUUCGAUCCUUAGUGAUCACAACCCCGUCUUGGUUGAAUUUGCAUGGACACUGAACAGUAUGUUGGCCGUCAGCGAAGCUUUUGGCGGCGAAUUUGGUACGUGGUUUAACGAUUUACAGAGCGUGCCUAGCGGCGCUGCUGCUCAGUCGAUUACGCUACGUGGUGCCGAACGUCUCGAUUCUGUUUCGAUUACGCUGGCUUCGGGCCAAACCUUCACUCACGGUGGAAGUGGUGGUAACGCGGCGACACUCACGUUGAAUAGCGGCGAGAAGUUGACUGGUGCAACGCUUUGCCGUGGUAACAAGGAUGGUGAUGCCAACAAGACCAGAAUCUUUUAUGCUGAGCUUAAAACGAGUGCUGGACGCAGUGUCAAGACUGGUACGAGGACAAACGACUGUACGGACAUGAACCCUGCGGCUGGCAAAUCGAUUGUCGGUUUCCUUGGAAGGGCUGGUGACAAUAUUGAUCAAUUAGGCUUCGUCUACGCUUAG